Bactrocera neohumeralis is the source of this 4552-nucleotide messenger RNA. Its product is annotated as UV excision repair protein RAD23 homolog B-like. The record is from RefSeq and is a predicted model, not a curated record. Gene Ontology annotation, molecular function: ubiquitin binding; damaged DNA binding; proteasome binding. Gene Ontology annotation, biological process: nucleotide-excision repair; proteasome-mediated ubiquitin-dependent protein catabolic process. Gene Ontology annotation, cellular component: nucleoplasm; cytosol. The coding region runs from base 2189 to 3595 and encodes 468 amino acids. NCBI's taxonomy places the organism in Eukaryota, Metazoa, Arthropoda, Insecta, Diptera, Tephritidae. The transcript has 2 exons.
UUUGUGCCUUGGGAGGUUGAUUACAUACAUACAUACAUACAUACAUACAUAUGUACAUAUGUACUUAUUUAAACCUGCUGAGGUUGUAACCCAUUAGUAACUUGGCAUGGCGCAUGCUUUGGAGUUGUUGCUAAUAUCUCUCCCUAGGUACUCCUUCUUCCUUUAUGUUAUGGGAACCACCGCGAUGAAGGGUUAGGUCCUACCUUGUUUGUGGAUGCUGCGGAGAACGAGAUCAUCAACCAGUUUCUUCCCGGCUAUACCUCUGUAACCGAGCACCUAGAAGAGGUGCAUUUAGUUACGUUCCGCCAGAGAUUGCUUUAAGUGCCGCUUGACUAUCGCUAAGUAUGGUUAUACGUUCUUGCCUUAAAGGGGUUUUCUCUAUGCAACGACUUAAGACUUCUGCCUGAAAAAUGCUCGGAAAACUUUCCAUAGGUAUGGAGAGUUUUGUGCGUGGUCCAGCGACUCCUGCACCAAUUCUCUCCGACGUUUUCGAGCCGUCGGUGUACCACUUGAUUGUACUACCCCUAAGCAGGAGCUCGAGAGGGGAAUCGUUCCAUUCAGCCUUGCUGCUAAGAGUCACCUUGAACUUCUUGGUGAAGUUUACCCUGUUGGUAAUGCUGCCCCUUGGGAGAAGAGCCAAUGGUAUUACACCACUUAACUCUUUCAUUCGCUGGAAUGAGAUUACCAUAUCUCUGCCACACCCUUCUGCUGUCCUUUGGAGCAGUGCAUGUUUGGCUGCCUGACCGAUUACAAGGUGAAGUGGUAAGAGCUCAAGCAUGAAUUCAAGUGCUGCCGUCGGACAAGUGCCCAUUGCAGCCGACAUGCAGAUACAUGCAAGUCGUUGCAGCUUCCUCCCAAAAGUUGCAGCUUCAAUAGUUGGAGCCCUACCGAAGUAUGCGAAGCUUUUGAAACCCAAGCCACCGCCCCAUACGUGAUUAUUGGUCAUCAUGUAACAAUCCUUGGCUUGCAGCCUCAGGGUUUACCAGCUAGUCGAUUGCACUCCACUAGUGCAUCAGUCGCUUUUACUAUUGUCAAGUCAACAUGCUGCUUCUACCGCAGAGUGGAAUCCAGCGUAACCAAGGUAUUUGACUAUAUUGGUCAUAUCUACCUCUUUGCACUAAGGCUUAGGUUCUCGAGCCGGGCAAGGACCAACGUCUCUUGAAUGGGAUGAUCAUCGUCCUAGAUGGGUUGAUCUCAACUCCACUGGACCAUCCUUUCUUCCUCUUCUUUACUGGCGUAGAAAACGCUUACGCAUUGUAUCAAAUCGCAGAGUACAAACAUACUUGUCGAAGCUUAAGCAGAUGCUACGGUCAAAAAAACCCUGGAGACUAAAAAUAUUUGUGCUAAUGACUUUGGGUGCACCAGGUACAGGGAAAAGUAGUUUAGUCUUAACUUUAAACAUUAUGGAGCAUGGAGAUCAGGAUUCUACUGUCAAGGAUCCAGCCGGAACGGACUAUCUUUAUUUUGCUUUGACCGCGAGUGAUUGCGAGGUGUUAUAUUAGAAAAAUCGAUUUGUGAUUCGAGUGUUAUUUUUGGAAUAGAAAGAGGGCAGUUGAAUCAAAGAGCGCUUGAAUGAUAAAUGCGGUGAAUAUUUUCAUUCGAUAGCGACCGUCAAAAAUUGGAUAAACUAUCGCAAACCUCUUUCGCGAAGGAUACCUUGGUUAUGAGAUAUCUGAGACAGUAGAUAUCUCAAAAGACCGGGUGGGUUGUGACCGUAAGCAUAGACCCACUGGUAGUAACAUACACACCAGAGACCCAAGAACAGUCGCAGCAGUGGUAUUCAUCCGUCAAACCUGCUUCGAAGAAGGCGAAGACUUGGAUAUAUGCCAAACAGCUAGUAAAGGCAAAACGAUCACAUAAAUCUAAGAAUUGUAGACAAUAGUAAACAAUAAAUAGUAGCGAGUAAAGAAUAAUCUUCUCUCCAGUAACUCUCCAUUUAAAGAACAUGUUACAAUCAUUACGGUUAUUGCAGGGAAAAUAAGUUAAAUAAUUGAAAUUGGUAACCUUAUUUUUGACAUUCUGCCCCCAGAAUUUCCAAUGUUUCCCUUCGUGAUAGGUUGGCAUUAAUCUGCUUAGCCAUGCUUGGUUUGUAUUGUUUAUAGACACAUUUUCAAAUUUUAUUCAAUGUGUUUUUGUAACAAUUUCGGUUAAAAAAUUCAAAAUCAAUUGUGAAAAAUUUGUGUAGAAAAUGAAACUUACAAUAAAAAAUUUAGACCACAAGAGUUUCGUAAUCAACACCUACGGCUUGAAAACUGUUUCCGAUUUAAAACGUAAACUCUACAAUGUAGCCGUUACAAAUCUACUACCCGAACGACAACAACUCCUCUAUGCGGGACGCGUCUUGAAGGACAACAAAUUGCUCUCUUCUUACUCCAUAGAUGAGCGUAAGUUUUUAUUGGUCAUGGCAAGAAAGCCUUGGAGAACGUCGAACACUGGUGAAAUAAUGCAACAAACCACCAACAAUAAUAACAGUAACAACAAAAACAAAUUGAUGACAGAAAAAGCUGGGCAAAAGCCCGUAACCGUUGGGCAAGGCGACAAAUUAAAUAACAAUGGAACAGCAAAAGAAAUGAAAGAGCAAAGAAGAGUCCGUAUAAAGCACAUUAAAAAGAAGCGAAACACCAAAAUUUUGAUGGCCAAAAGUUCGAUCAAAUUAAAGGCAUCCAAAAGCGUUGCGAAGAAAAGACAUAAGUCACAAAAUAAAUUUAAAACUAGAACAUCUUCAAGCGCUUCCUUGUCGCACGAAGAUAGCCGAGCAAACAAUAAAACACGACAGGAUUCAGCAAGCUCUACAGAAUCAACCGAUUCGAAGCAAGCACGAUGUCGAUGUCGAUGUCAUAAAGUAAAAAUAACAACUAACAACAAAACAAUGAAGUCAACAAAAUCCUUGCUGAGCACCAACAGAUUGCGCAUAACGAAGAACGCCAGCAAAAUGCAGGCAACGAAGCGAAAAAUAUUGAAAAAAUCGACACAACAGCAAGUUUGCGAUGAGCACGUACUGCGACAAAUUGUGGCGAUGGGCUACAGUGAGGAUGAUGUGCGACGCGCUCUAGUCGCUAGCUUCAACAAUCCCAACGAAGCUGUCGAUUACCUUAUAGAGCAGGUGCAAGAGCGCGUCGGACACCGAACCGCAGUAAAACAGCACCAGCAACAGCGGCGGCCACAAACCGCGAAUCAGCACAAAGCUAAAACAACGGAGCAGACGAAGCUCAAUCAAGCGAACGCCCUGGCAUUUCUGCGACAAGAUCCAGACUUCAAGAAUCUGCGACGCCUUCUGCGUAAGCGGCCGAACGUGCUGCAGGACGUCAUAAGGCGUAUCGAUGAAACCCAGCCGGAGUUGUUGUUAAUGCUGAAGGAGCAUGAGAGUGAGUUUCUGCAGUUGUUGCACGAAAGCAGUGCGGAAUCGGAGGAUGAGCAGUGCAGCCAUUGCAACUACAAUAACAUGCACAUCUCGCCGGAGGAGGAGAAGCACAUAGCGCGUUUGGUGCGCAUGGGUUUCAAACGUCAGAUGGUGAUCUUAGCCUUCAUAGCUUGUGAUCGUAAUGUCGAGAAGGCUGUGGACUAUCUCUGUCGAAUCGAUGACAUACACAUUUGAGCGCCGCGCCGUUGAGAUUUUGCAAGAAGUCAUCCAAGAGAUACACAACUUCUUCGUCGAUUAAUGUGGAAUGGAGAAGGUACCAUUUUCUAUAAGAGAGUGCCACUGCUGGCCUACGGCGAUGAUAUUGAUAUCAUUGACCUCAACAGCCGCGCCGUUAGUUCUGCUUUCUCCAGAUUGGACAAGGAAACAAAGCAAAUGGGUCUGGCAGUGAACAAGAGCAAAACGAAAUAUCUCCUGUCAUCACGACGAUUGUCUGCGGCUUGGCUCCCUCAUCACUCUUUACAGUCAUAACUUCGAUGUCAUAGACAAUUAUGUCAGCCUCGACGCAUAAUAACUCUUACUAACAGGGGCUAUUUCGGACUGCGUAUGCAAUUGCCGAACAAGACCAAACUCUACAAGUCACUCCUCAUCCGCUUCCUGCUAUAUGGUGCAGAGGCAUGAACAAUAACAACAUCUGAUGAGUCAGCAUUAUAACUUUUCGACUGAAAGGAUCUACGGAGAAUUUAUGGUUCUUUGCGCUUGGGCAGCGAUGAAUACCGCAGUCGAUGGAACACGACGGCAUAGACAUAGUUCAGCGAAUUAGGAGACUACGGCUACGCUAGUCGCCCGCAUGGAUGAAAACACUCCAGCUCCGAGAAUAUUCGACGAAGAAUCCGCCGGGGGAAGCAUAGGAAGAGCUCUACUACGGUGGGAAGGUCUGACAGAUAGAGACCUGGCUACGCCAAACAGCGAAAAGGAAGACCGACUGGCGCGCUGUUGUAAACUCGGCUAUAACCAUGUAAGCGGUGUCUACGCUAAUAAAAAAGAAGAUCCAAGAAAUCUAGAUACGGGAUCAAGGAAAUCCAAAAUUUUGAAAACGAUUCGCCGAUUAUUAAAGUAAAUUUUGUUAAUGAAAUUUUUUUUAUUUAUUUAUUAAAUAAUAUGCCACUCCGAAAAAUUCUAAAAAAAAAGGGG